CACAAUUGAGACACGUCAUCAGUCCCAAGAUGGCAGCGUCCGUGGUUGAGUCGUUUAGAGAGCUGCUGGUUAAGUUUCUCAUGCCAGAGAAAUGUUUCGACGAGUUUUUCGUAAACUUCAAUCUUCUACACGUGCCCUGUCUGAAGGUGGCACUCAGCAAAGGGCUGGGAAUAGGAAUCAUCCUCGGAUCGGUGAUGGUAAAACUGCCCCAGAUCAUCAAGCUGUACAGGGCGAAGAGUGGCGAGGGACUGAGCUUCAAUUCCAUCCUGCUGGAGAUGCUGGCCAUCACCGGGACUAUGGCCUAUAGUAUAGCCAACAAUUUCCCCUUCAGUGCCUGGGGGGAAGCCCUUUUCCUGAUUGUUCAGACGGUGACAAUCGGAUUCCUUAUCCAGCACUAUGGAGGAAACACCCUGAGAGGUGUGGGCUUCCUCGCCGUCUACAUCGCCCUGGUGUCGCUUCUGCUGUCCCCUCUGGUGCCCAUGGCAGUUAUCACCGCCAUGCAAGCCACCAACAUGCCAGCUGUCGUCGUUAGUCGGCUCAUACAGGCGGCUACCAACUACCGCAAUGGACACACUGGCCAGCUGUCGGCGCUUACAGUCUUCCUGCUGUUCGCCGGCUCCCUGGCGCGGAUCUUCACCUCUGUCCAGGAGACGGGAGACUCCCUGAUGGCGCUGACCUACUGCGUGUCCUCGGCCUGCAACGGCCUCAUCGCUGGCCAGCUGCUGUACUACUGGAACGCCAGGCCUGCGCCGAAGAGGAAGGCCAAGAAGAAAGCAGCAUGAGAGAGGGGCGGCUGCCCAGCCCCCCCACUCUGUCCAGGACCAAAGUCCACCUCCGGGCGGAAAGGACUCAAAUUCCCGUUCGGCGCCAGCGGACAGCCCUGUCUGCCCGCCCAGCCUCGGGUUGUUCCCACAGGGCCCACGCGCUUCUUUUUUUUCUUUCCUUCCCGUUAUUUGUCCAUUGCUCACAGUUUGUGUGAAAGAGGGGUGUCAGACACACACACACACACACUUUUCUGGGCUUUCCAGCUCCUGAUUAUUCCUAAUCCUUUCAUUCCAGUUUCAGACCACGUCUGAUUGUAGGGAUGGUACAUUUUUCCCCGCCUUUGUUUCCUUUUUUUCCCCCCCGUGAAUCCUGUAACUUGAAUCAGUUUCAUUUUGAAGAAUAAAAUGAGUUCAGAUAUGA
Molecule: messenger RNA, 1185 nt
Organism: Lepisosteus oculatus (spotted gar)
Lineage: Eukaryota; Metazoa; Chordata; Actinopteri; Semionotiformes; Lepisosteidae
Gene: mpdu1b
Product: mannose-P-dolichol utilization defect 1b
Biological process (GO): oligosaccharide biosynthetic process
Source: RefSeq, a predicted model, not a curated record